GAGGGCCCCAAAGACUUUCGCCCAUGCAUCCGCUUUCUUCGACUUGAUCAAUAGCACCCCUUCACGCACUCUCUUUUGCACUGCUCGUCCACUCGCCGAGGCAGGACACACACACUCAUUGGUCUGACCGACUGCGCCUAAUCAUCGCAUCGCAUGUAAUUAGUUGCAUUGGCAUCCUGGCGAUGCACCGCUUUCCAGCCAUCCUGUCAACUCAACACAUUCCCUAGUCUCGAUCACACAUUCACUUGUACAGUAUCAUACUACGCACGUUCAUUUUGCCGUCCAACAAUACAUCCAUCUUUGGCCUAUCUGCAGCGGUGAGCAUGACACCGCGCGAGCCAGGUUCGAGUGAGAUGUACGGGGGCCCGAAUCGAGCGAGAAGUGUGCAGGGUAGCGUCCACGAGGGGGAAUACGCAGCAAAGAGUAAGCGAGCGAGCGAGCGGCCUGGAGACUACUCACCUGGAUGACGCGAGGUGCGUGCACAAAUGGGGCUUGCGUAAGAGCAUGUCAGCACGACCUCACCUUCCACUCUUCCUUGGCUUCCCAGACGCAACAGGAGGAAGUGAUUCAUCUUGCAUCCUGCACAGUGACACUCGUGGACUUUCUGGAUGGGGGUGAGCGCAGAGGUGCUAGAAGGAAGGGCAUGCUUGCGACUAGAAUGAAAAGUCGUUCUGCGCUGAAAUUUUCGCUCGUGAUUUCUUCAUACUCUUCUUGCAUCGCGUUUGCGCAGGAUUUGCCUUCCUUCGAUCCAAGACCUCAACCCCCUUCAUGAAACUUCUUCCUCAAUCGGCCGUCAAGAACUUGCCCACGCGCCCUUCGCAAAAGGUGGACCGCGCUCCAGUAUCCUAAGGCAACUCUCGAUGUCCGUCAAAUUUCGUGUGCUGGCUGAGCCAGAAAUCCUCAAUGUCGUCUUCCGCCCAGCUUCAAUCCCAUGUCUUCUCUGUUCAGAUCACCAGCCAAGAGUAACAACAAUUUGCGAGAGGGACCACGAAUCAAGCUAGAUGUGCGUACCUACCAAACAGCUUGACGUACACUUUCAAUCGUUCAUUAAUUGGCUUUGGUUUGUGUUUUGAGGUUGAGGAGACUCGCUCGCUUCGAGCAUCUCAAAGAUGUUUUGACAGUGUGAAUCAUUCUCUUUAGAUACUUGAGUUUCCAACACAACGUUGCUCCUGAUCUUCGAUGUUCGUCAAGCUUCACGGAAACUGCUUGCGGCCGCAGGACUGUAGGACUGAGCUGAGCCGGCACGUGUUUGACUUCCACGAGCGCGCACGCCU
This is a messenger RNA of Ceraceosorus bombacis, 1274 nucleotides long. Lineage: Eukaryota; Fungi; Basidiomycota; Exobasidiomycetes; Ceraceosorales; Ceraceosoraceae. The record is from the annotation of a GenBank genome assembly.